This is a messenger RNA of Vitrella brassicaformis, 2546 nucleotides long. The record is from the annotation of a GenBank genome assembly. NCBI's taxonomy places the organism in Eukaryota, Vitrellaceae.
UAAUAGGCACAUGGAAAUGUGAACACAUACACACACACACGUGUCUCGCGUCUUUCUUGCACAUCCACAUAUACGAGACACCACACGAAAAUGGAUGGAUGGACUCUUGUACACUCACUCACUCGUCACAUCUGUGUGUAUCUAUAUGAAUAUACAUGUCUGUUGUGUGUCACAUCUAUGCACUGCUGCUGCCGCCCUUGCCUCGCUUGAGCAGGUAGUUGUAGCUCUCAACGGCACGCUUGAAGCGCUCAGAUGAGGCGUCCUUCUUUUUGGGGUCCGACACCUAUAUACACAGACACAUACACAUACACAUACACACGUAUAUACGCAAACACCAACGUGGCGCGCAGCCACGUGUGUACCUUACCUUGUCAGGGUGGUGUUUGAGUGCGUAUCGCCUGAAGGCAUCUUUGACCUCCUUGGCAUUGUGGGAGCGGGAGGGAUCCAAACCUGACCCGCACCACACACCAUGCAUGCACGACACACACCAUUAAUGCAUGACCUGGGCACACGCGGACAUACACACAACACAGGGAGGGAGUGUGCACCUACCGAGGUUGCGGUAGUGCUGCGACAGAUCGUCCUCAUCAGUACCAAACCUGACAAGACAUCGAGGGAUGGCGGGAGGGAGGGAUGAAUGGAUGGGUGGGUGGAUGUGUUCAACACACCAGUAGUUUUGGUCGGCUCUCUCCUGCUCGAAUGCUCUCUGAUGCUCGGCCUCCUCGAACGCUUGAGCACGCUCACGACCGCGGGCAAACGACUCUGCACACAAUGAACACACACGGUGGCUCGGUUCUCCGGUGCAUCCAUGCCAUGUGUACCCGAGUCAGAGUGUUCAUAGCUCGCGUAGCCAGCGGGGUUCUCACGGAGAAAGUCGGCGUGCCGCCGCAUCUGCAGGCAGGCAACACACCAGCCACAACAGACAGACACCCGUCUGUAUGCCUGUCCCCUCCCUCCGUCAAUUCAUGGACACACCCACCUCCUGUUUGCGAAAGAAGUCACCGAUGUCGCUCUGAAUGGACGGCAGGUAGUGGGUGAAGACCCCCGCAACCACCGAGAUCAGCAGCGACAUCGGCGAAGACAGCACCGUAAGCAGCCGAAGCCGUGACAGCAGCAUCAAGGUGCCAAACAGCAGGAAUGAGAUCUUGGUCCCAGAGAGGUGGUAAAUGCCCGCCGGUUUAGCCGUGAAGCCAUGCACCAGGGUGGUGAACUUCCUGUCGAACCUCGAGUACUCGAACACGUAAUAGGGGCACCACACGUUGUGCCGACGGAUGUUGUGAAUCUGCAACGACUGAACCGCAGUGCGCAUGUCGGGCUGAAACCCUGUCAGGGCACCUACACACACACACACACACACACACACAGAGAGAGAGAGAAACGUUAUCCACCUGUCUCUGCGUGUCGUCCUCUGUUUGUUUUGUCCCACUCACUUUCCAGUUUGCUCUUUGCUGUCAGUCGUGCGUAUUCCUUGAGCUUGUCAGGGAGCGCGAAGUGGAUGGCAUAGUCUGGCGACACGCUGAAUGGUAAUACAGUCUCAUCAUCCUACUAUGUGUGUUACCACACACACAGCCACACCCACAGAUGCGACAAGAGCAGUUCUGGGUGGGGUGGUGGAUGGUGGGUCUGCGUCUGUAACUUACGUCUGUCACUCACUCACUCACCUGCAGGAUUUCAUCGAUCGGCACGGUCUGCACCACAAAGUCCCCUGCCAGCCUCUCGGCUACGGACCGACCUGAUGGAUGAGCAGGUGCACAGACAGACAAGGGCAGAUAUAAUCGUGUAGCUGUGUGUGUGUGUGCUUACUUACGGUGGUCGAAGGUGGCCAAGAUCUGCGUGUAUGGCGACGAGAAGUCGACACUGUGGUUCCGUAGGUGCACAAACUCGCUCACACGACGCCUACAUAUAUCCAGACCCAGCCAACAGAGAAGAGCCAAAUGCAUUGGUUUGGCUUGUGUGAAUGAACGCAUCCGGGUGCUCUGCUUACGGUUUGCCGAGCGGCGGCGUGUAAGUGAAUUCGCACUCGACAAUCGCACUCAUGACCACAUCGAACGCAUAAAACGGCAAGAACUCCUUCCGUACAGCGGGGGGAAACAGCCUGCACACCAAGCGUUACAUCCACACAAGCAUGCAUCUGCGUUUCGUACGUCACUCACUCGGUGAAGUUGGACACACUGAACAUGCCGCCGAUUCCCUUCAACAUGGCCGCCUGGGCCUCCUUGUCGCUCACUGCAAACGGCACCGCAAGCCGCGGGCGGCCUCUCGACUGCCACCGUAUGAACGUCGUCUGAUGGCAUGGGCGCCGCUGCAGCUGCGGUAGAUGCCGCGUGAGCCGGAUGAGUGCUGCGCACGAUGAGUGGAGCGCCCGUGAGUGGAUGGCUAUGGCGGUGAGGCACCGGUGGACGGGGUGGACUGCUGCUGCUGUCGACAGCUGCAUUCUGUUGGUGCCUCAUUCAUCCGUGUCAAUCACCACGCCGCCUCAUAAGCGACAAGUGGCAAGAGAUCCGUGUUCAUAAGCAGCGAAAUGCCGGAGAUCUACCACAAUCGUC